Messenger RNA from Solanum pennellii, 1329 nucleotides. RefSeq names its product pathogenesis-related protein 5. The transcript has 3 exons. The coding region runs from base 314 to 1234 and encodes 306 amino acids. Gene Ontology annotation, cellular component: extracellular region. The record is from RefSeq and is a predicted model, not a curated record. Gene Ontology annotation, biological process: defense response. Lineage: Eukaryota; Viridiplantae; Streptophyta; Magnoliopsida; Solanales; Solanaceae.
UUUUCUCUUCUUAAUAUUUGUUACAAUGGAUAAUGCAUCCUUAAAGUUACCAAAGAAAGGCAUUGCUUCUUAUUUAGGCUAUCCAAGAUCCAAGAAAUGCUAAACCCAAAUGUGACAUUUUGCGGCUAAUGAAUUUUGCAAAUUGAAAGCAACUUCACACUUUGGAUUUUGUAUCCAAUAUGUUCAAAUUCCUCUUUUUUUUUUGUUAAAUAAUUCGAUAUACAAAUAUGCUAACGAUGAAUCAUUUUUUUCCAAUUCUAUUUCCUACAAGGACAGGACAUUAGCAAAACACUAAGAAAAAGGCGAAAAUAAUAUGCUUAUGAACAUAAUUUCCUGUAAAACGAUUUCAUUUUCAUUGCUUUUGUGCGCGUUCUUUUCUUACACUUUUGCUUACAAUUUCAUUAUUCGUAAUAACUGCCCUUUUACAAUAUGGCCUGGUACACUGGCUGGUGCGGGAACUCCUCCACUUCCCGCGACUGGCUUUCGAUUAGAUGCAGGGCAAAGCAUCACAAUUCCAAGUGUAGCUGGUUGGUCAGGGAGAAUAUGGGCUAGAACUGGCUGCACUUUUGAUGCAUCAGGUAUUGGCUCGUGUCAAACAGGCGAUUGUGGUGGGAAGCUUGAAUGUAGUGGGCUUGGUGCCACGCCACCUGCCUCCCUCUUCGAGAUAACUCUUGGCGUGGGAGACAACAAAGAUUUCUAUGAUGUUAGUAUUGUUGAUGGCUAUAAUUUACCAAUGGUUGCUCUACCUCAAGGCGUCAACGGGGGAUGCAAUGCCACUGGCUGCCUAUCCAAUCUUAACAUGGGUUGUCCAAAAGAACUUCAAGUGAUGGGUGAAUAUGGAGGAGAAGGGAAUGUGGUGGCUUGCAAGAGUGCAUGUGAGGCUUUUGGUUUAGACCAAUAUUGCUGUGCAGGACAGUUUGCAAAUCCAACAACUUGUCAACCAUCUUUUUACUCAACUAUCUUUAAGAAUGCUUGUCCAAGGGCUUAUAGCUAUGCAUUUGAUGAUGGCACUAGCACUUUUACAUGCAAAGCUAAUGACUAUGCAAUCAUCUUUUGCCCAAUGAAUGGGGUAAAGAGGCCUAAUGAAGAAGGAUCAACAACUCAAGCAACUCAGCCUAUUGAAGAGAGUAAAACUGGAAAAUUUGCAGAAACUAUGGCGUCAACUUCAAACAUUAUACUCCUUCCUUUUCCAAUGUUGAUUCAUAUGUUGCUAAUUUUCAGCUUAUAUCUCUAAGCAUCUAUAUAUUAUUCACUUAUUAAGAUAAAAAAAAAUUUGUUUACGUUUCAAAUACAAUAAAAUGACUAUGUCAUUCACUUAUUUUUUUUGAA